AAGGACGGCACCUUAGCCGCAUGAACUGCUCCAAGGCCUUGUUAGUAUUAAUUGCACUGAUAGAUCUACUUUCAUUGUCUUAAUAAGAACAAGAUUCAUAGAGACAAAAGACUGUCGGUUUGUCAAUAGGCUUUGCUGCUCUAUUUUCAAUUAUACCCAUCUCACCUGAAUGCAUUUGAAUGAGAGCAAUGAAGCUGGACAUCCUGUCACUGUAUCAAUUGACUACCACCUGUUACAAGCUCCUUUGAUAUGGCUAGCUUUACUAAUAACAUUAGCCAUUAAUGUUAGUGCUGACGAUUCUGUAGCGUUUGGGUCUGCACGCGAAAUCGUGUUAGCGGUACAUUGCGAUACUUUGUUUGAUUAAUCAGACCAAUCAGUGUGAGCC
This is a messenger RNA of Plasmopara halstedii, 385 nucleotides long. RefSeq lists its product as uncharacterized. The record is from RefSeq and is a predicted model, not a curated record. Lineage: Eukaryota; Oomycota; Peronosporomycetes; Peronosporales; Peronosporaceae. The transcript has a single exon. The coding region runs from base 170 to 364 and encodes 64 amino acids.